CUCAAACAAAUGCCAGGUUCAAAUUCCCACUUACCUAAUCUCCCUAUCAAAAAAACUAUACCUACAGACCCAAUAAACAAAGCUACUUAGAAACCAAACCAUACAAGAGGCCCAUAGCCAGAAGAUGGCUACCAAGGAACCCAGCCCCACCAGUGACGAGAACUGAUUGUUGAGCUUUAGCCGGGCACGCUAGCUUGUUUGUUUUAGUAGAUUGCAGGUAGCUUUCCUCGCGCGCUUUUUACAGUUUUCUUUAAUGUGACGAGAACUGAUUGUUCAGCUUUAGCCGGGCACGCUAGCUUGUUUGUUUUAGUAGAUUGCAGGUAGCCUUCUUCGCGCGCUUUUUACAGUUUUCUUUAAUGUGAAUCCAAUCGCGUACAAGGUGCGUGGACGACAAAGUCUACUCAUGGAAUUUGGAAAUUGAAACCCUUAAAACUUAGGGCUUAAAGACAUGAGAGCUGAGGGUGAAGAUGAAGACAGCGGAGGUGACAUAGCCAGAUAAGUCGGUAAAAGUUUCAAUUUAAGAGUAGAAAUAUAUAAUUUUUAAUUCAGAUAGGUAGAAUUUUGAAGGAAAUAGAGCAAUUAAAAUUUGCAAUUAUAAGUAAACAUGAAUUGUUAAGCUGUGCUUUCAAAAGAUGGGACAUCAUUUUUUCUAAUUUUGGUUCGGAUAGAGGAUAGGAUUUUAAACGCCCAAAAAACAACCUGUAAUCUGCUAAAACAAAUUUCGAAAAUUUCUUAUCCCAAUUUAACAGCCUCCUUGAUUUGCUUAAACUAAAAAUUUGUUCUUUUUCUUAAAUAGACACCCACCCUUUUCUUCCCAACUAUAUGUUCACUGCUUUCUUUCUUCAUUCUUUCUCUUUUCUGUUGUCUCUGAUCUAUUUCUUUGAACAUUUUUGGCUUCUUUAAUAAUGGCUGAGCAAACAAUUCUUGUGACUGGUGGGGCUGGGUUCAUUGGUAGCCACACUGUAGUGCAGCUUCUCAAAGAGGGUUUUAGGGUUUUAAUCAUUGACAAUCUUGAUAAUUCUAUUACCGAAGCUGUUGAUAGGGUCAGGGAAUUGGUGGGUCCAGCGCUUUCUCAGAAACUAGAAUUCAAUAAGGGUGAUAUUAGGAACAAAGAUGAUUUGGAGAAGUUGUUUUCUCGAACUAAAUUUGAUGCUGUGAUCCAUUUUGCUGGCCUCAAGGCAGUUGGGGAGAGUGUUGCUUAUCCUCGUCGUUAUUUUGACAAUAAUUUGAUUGGCACUAUCAACCUGUAUGAGGUCAUGACAAAAUAUAACUGUAAGAAGAUGGUAUUCUCAUCAUCUGCAACUGUUUAUGGGCAACCUGAAAAAAUUCCAUGUGUUGAAGACUUCCAGUUAAUGGCUAUGAACCCUUAUGGACGGACUAAGCUUUUUCUUGAAGAAAUUUCUCGAGAUAUUCAAAAGGCAGAACCAGAGUGGAGAAUCAUUUUACUGAGAUACUUCAAUCCCGUAGGAGCUCAUGAGAGUGGUAAACUUGGUGAAGAUCCCAAGGGUAUUCCUAAUAAUCUCAUGCCUUACAUACAACAAGUGGCUGUUGGAAGAUUGCCUGAACUCAAUGUAUAUGGUCAUGAUUAUCCCACAAAGGAUGGUAGUGCGAUCCGUGACUACAUCCAUGUCAUGGACUUAGCAGGUGGCCACAUUGCUGCUCUUCGGAAGCUUUUUACAACAGAGAAAAUAGGUUGUGUAGCCUACAACUUGGGUACCGGACAUGGAACAUCAGUGCUUGAAAUGGUUGCUGCAUUUGAAAAAGCUUCUGGCAAGAAAAUUCCUAUCAAGCUAUGCCCAAGAAGGCCUGGAGAUGCUACUGCUGUUUAUGCUUCCACAGAUAAAGCUGCGAAAGAACUCAAUUGGAAGGCCAAAUAUGGUAUUGCAGAGAUGUGCAGAGACCAAUGGAAAUGGGCAAAUAAUAAUCCAUGGGGUUACAAGUCAAAGCCUUGAAUUUUCAUUCUUAGGUUUAUAAACUACACAUUUAUGUUGUCUUCUGAUUUUUCUAGGGAGUUAUAGUAAAUACAGAAAAAUGUUAAUACAUUUUAUGACUUGAGUUGAAAGGCUUCUUCCUCUAA
This is a messenger RNA of Hevea brasiliensis (rubber tree), 2077 nucleotides long. RefSeq names its product bifunctional UDP-glucose 4-epimerase and UDP-xylose 4-epimerase 1. Bases 906 to 1952 code for a protein of 348 amino acids. The record is from RefSeq and is a predicted model, not a curated record. Lineage: Eukaryota; Viridiplantae; Streptophyta; Magnoliopsida; Malpighiales; Euphorbiaceae. Gene Ontology annotation, molecular function: RNA binding; UDP-glucose 4-epimerase activity. The transcript has 9 exons. Gene Ontology annotation, cellular component: cytosol. Gene Ontology annotation, biological process: galactose metabolic process; rRNA processing.